UUCUAUCUUUUAAACUUUUGUUUUUCUCUUUCAUUUGACAUUUCACGCCCUCUCUGGGUGGUUCUCUUGCGAUGGAUACCUACGCAGAGCCUACGCCUCCGCGCCACCGUGCGCAGACAGAGAUGCAGAAGGAGGUGAACGACACUGUGAGCAGCUGCAUCGAUGAGAUGAAGGUCGAACUACUCCAGAAGCUGCACCGGAUCAUGGAUCCCGUCCGUGUACGGCGUCGAGCGAGUCGUAUCUCCAUCUCCGAAAAGCUCCAAGGCAGAGAGAUUUCCAAAGGCCUGGCGGAAAUGAAGGAGCAAGGCUCCUUGAAUCUCCUUCUACUACCUGGGCCACGCGCAUCUCCUGCCUGCAAGAUGCGGUCUCAGGUCUCACCUGACAAUGACACAAGCGAAAUGGUGGCGCUAGAAGAAUUUCAACGACAAGGAAGCAGUGGGGUCGAAGGAAUUGAGUCCAUCACAGUGGCUGAGGUGAUCUCACCAACGGGGAUGCCAACGGUUCAGGAAGCCAUUUUGGAACACCAUGCUCAUGAACAUCGGAAACUACGUUUACACAAGGCUUGGAAACUGGAAGAAUCACCUCGGCUUCGGACCAGUAACAGCCACAGCAACAGCAACAGCUUCAUCAAAAAUGCAUCCUCCCUAUCGCUGGGCGAAGCAGCAGUGCGCAGGGCGGGAUCAUUGAGGUCAAAAGAGGAAACCUAUCGCUGGUAUGAUCGCCUCACCAUGUCGCAUCGCUCGCAUUUUUGCAUGGUUUGGGACAUUUGGACCUCCAUUGCAAUUGCCUACGACAUGGUCAUGACGCCAAUGGAUGCCUUCACCAUAGAGCUUACCCCAGUUGUGAGAGCCUUGGAACGAACCUCUUCCAUCACUUGGUUUGUGGAUAUGAUUCUGUCUUUUGUGCGCAGCUAUGGCAAACUCAACGGGACUGAGGAACGGCAUUUAAAAGCAACAGCAAUGAGUUACUUACGAACAUGGUUCACUUUCGACUUUAUCUUGGUAUGCUUGGACAUGUUCAUUUUGAUUGCCGAAGACAGCUCAUGGAUGAGAUAUGUGAGCUUCUUGCGGGCGGUCCGGCUCUUCCGCUUGCUGCGGGUCUUGCGGGUGGCCAAGGUGAAGGCCCGCAUUGCCGUGUUGGCUCAGCUAUUGCACAUCCUUCAGACGCAGCGAAUCACCGACCGUGGCUUUCUGAUGCUGAACAUCGCAAAAAGCUUGAUGGUCAUCACUGUGAUCAAUCAUUUUACAGCAUGCCUUUGGUAUGCAAUCGCUGUUUUCAUGGAGGAGGACGACAACAAUUGGGUGGAUCACCACAGCGCACAGCCGGGGCGUCCCGAUUCCUUGGUCUAUAUCUACACCACGGCCUAUCACUGGUCAAUCACGCAGUUGACUCCUGCGUCCUGCGAGAUUUAUCCUCGCUCUUCUCGGGAACGAAUCUUUAACAUCGCAGUGAUCCUUUUCGGGCUGUGCAUCUUCUCCUCUUUUAUUAGCUCCAUGGCUCAGCAGUUGGCUGCUCUUCAGCAGCUUUCCCGGGCUGACCGUCAGCGGAUGCACGAGCUUCGCCGCUUCAUCUCUGAGCACCACAUGUCCGUGGCGCUGGCGACGACGAUCGUCGACUUUGUGCGGCAGAAACGUGGGCCCAUGGCGCAGCGCCCAUUGAAGAUCAGCGACAUCGAAAUCUUCACCGGCUUCCCCACAGUACUCCUUCAGAAAAUCCGGCUUGAAGCGUACUACUUUGUCCUCAGCAAGCACCACUUCUACUACUUCGUUUAUCAAAACGAUCGGGACACUUUCAGCAAGAUAUGCAACAACUGCAUCUUCGAGCAGACCUUGGACAAAGGCCAUGAAGUCUUCAACAGCGGUGAGGAAGGCACGGGGAUGUACUUUGUCUGCCAUGGCAAAUUAUCUUACACUCUUUUCGUGGACGAUGAAAGCUUUGAUCCGACCAGCUCUGAGGACUGGGUGACUUUGAACAAUUUGCUCGAAGGAAGUUGCAGUUUCAUCACCAGUGGUGUCAUCUCAGAGGUGGCUAUGUGGCUUUUCUGGUUUCACAGAGGACGUUUGGCCGGCGAUGGAAUUGUCUCCGAUUUGCUCUUCGUGUCGGUGGACCCUUUCCGCGAGGUGAUCAAGACGACACCCCUGAUUCAAGAUGUGCGUCUUUAUGCCCGGCUCUACGCAUUGCGUGCAUUGCGAGCAGGAAAAGAGGGGCACAUGCUUGAUGACCUUUGGCAUGAGGAAGAGAUGAUUGAGGAGAUUAGUCGGCUUUCCCUACAAGGUGGCCUAGAACAAGCUGUAAACAAUUUGGCAACAAGCCGAGUCACACCCCAGAAGAUCUUCAGGGCAUGGCGACAGCAAGCCCAAUCAGGCCGCUUUAAACGGAGCCCAUGGAGGCAUGGGCUUCCAUCCCGAAACGAUGAAGUCGGUGAUGCCACAGAGACACAUGGAAGACACGCAUAUCGAAGAUGUUAUCAUGAAUUUCGGUCACAGUUUCAAACCAGUUAACAUAGAUCGACUGCUUUUUGCAUCUCCCUGAGUGUGUCUGAGGCGCAUCUCAGAGUGGAUCCGGUGUUGCUUCUUCGCACCGCGCAAACAGGAACUUGACUGAGGUGUGCAGGCGAGGCAUUUGCUGAAGCUUAGACCCUCAUUGCCCAGUGUGGCGGGCACUUUGGCCGUUUCACAUCGAAUAGCGGCCUCCAAC
Molecule: messenger RNA, 2697 nt
Organism: Durusdinium trenchii
Lineage: Eukaryota; Dinophyceae; Suessiales; Symbiodiniaceae
Source: the annotation of a GenBank genome assembly